Molecule: messenger RNA, 5623 nt
Organism: Pteronotus mesoamericanus
Lineage: Eukaryota; Metazoa; Chordata; Mammalia; Chiroptera; Mormoopidae
Gene: KLF12
Product: KLF transcription factor 12
Exons: 9
Coding region: 683-1891 (402 amino acids)
Biological process (GO): regulation of transcription by RNA polymerase II
Molecular function (GO): DNA-binding transcription factor activity, RNA polymerase II-specific; RNA polymerase II cis-regulatory region sequence-specific DNA binding
Source: RefSeq, a predicted model, not a curated record
CCUGCUGAGCGAGCCCCUCCCCGCCGCCGCCCCCGCCCUCGGCCCCACCCCGGGGCUCGCCCGCAGCGGCGGGGCUUUGUUUCUGGGGAGGAGAACCCGGAGCUCUUUUGUUUGGGGGUUUGGUGUUUUCACCCCCCCACCUCACCCCGCCCCACACCCCCCCGACCCGCGCCUCUCCGGUUUCCUGAGCUGCGGGCUGCGAGGGAGGAGCAGCGGCGUCUUGCAACCCCCUCGGCUGGGCCCCGGGGUAAUUCGAUGCGGGCCUGGCGAGGCUCCCCACGCUAGACCGGGGCUCGCGUCUCGGCAGCCUCCACCCACCGGCCCACCCUACAUUUAGCGCAUCAUGUGAUCCGGGUAAGUCAUUUGCAAGUACAACAGUUCCCUGGGUUGCCCCCCAUUCAUUUCCUGAGAACUGCAGAGAGCAGCUGAGAGGCUCUGCCUGUGCGUGUGCGAGUGUGCGUGUGAGUGUGCGCGGGUGACGCCGUGUGUGUGCGAGUGAGUGUGUGCGCGCGCGCUCGUGUGUGUGAGAGAGAGAGAGAGAAAGGGAGAGAGGGGGACUCUGUGAGGGAAAGAAAACAAUUUCUCCUGCUCUGCAGCUUCUGUUCAGAUCAUUUUCUGACCAAGCUUAGGAGCACCAUCCUCGAGUACACGGAUCAAUGUGACUCUAGAAACAAAUGGAUGAAUGAAUAUCCAUAUGAAGAGGAAAACAAUAAAGAAUAUCAGCACCUGUGAAAACAGAAUGUUAAUGCUUGAUGGGAUGCCGGCAGUCAGAGUCAAAACAGAGCUGCUGGAAUCGGAACGAGGGUCUCCAAACGUCCACAACUACCCCGAUAUGGAAGCUGUUCCCCUGUUGUUAAAUAACGUGAAAGGGGAGCCGCCGGAGGACUCGUUAUCUGUAGACCACUUCCAGACACAAACUGAGCCAGUGGACUUGUCUAUCAACAAAGCCAGGACAUCCCCCACGGCCGUUUCAUCCUCCCCAGUCUCCAUGACAGCGUCUGCCUCCUCACCUUCUUCAACUUCAACCUCUUCAUCGUCUUCUAGUCGUCCAGCCUCAUCCCCCACUGUUAUAACAUCAGUAUCUUCAGCAUCAUCUUCGUCAACAGUAUUAACUCCAGGGCCCCUUGUUGCCUCUGCAUCUGGUGUGGGAGGCCAGCAGUUUUUGCACAUUAUCCAUCCUGUACCGCCUUCAAGUCCCAUGAAUUUACAGUCUAACAAACUGAGUCACGUUCACCGCAUCCCUGUGGUGGUGCAGUCGGUGCCUGUUGUCUACACAGCCGUGCGGUCACCUGGAAAUGUGAACAACACUAUUGUAGUGCCGCUUUUGGAGGAUGGGAGAAGUCAUGGCAAAGCACAAAUGGACCCCCGAGGCCUAUCUCCCAGACAAAGUAAAAGUGACAGUGAUGAUGAUGACCUGCCAAAUGUGACCUUAGAUAGCGUUAAUGAAACUGGAUCUACGGCCCUUUCCAUAGCCAGAGCAGUUCAAGAGGUACAUCCAUCCCCAGUAUCAAGAGUCCGGGGAAAUCGAAUGAAUAACCAGAAGUUUGCUUGUUCAAUUUCACCAUUUAGUAUUGAGAGCACAAGACGCCAGAGACGAUCUGAAUCCCCAGACUCCAGAAAACGGCGUAUUCACAGAUGCGAUUUUGAGGGAUGCAACAAAGUGUACACAAAAAGUUCUCACCUGAAGGCUCAUCGAAGGACACAUACAGGGGAGAAACCCUACAAGUGCACCUGGGAAGGCUGCACCUGGAAGUUUGCUCGUUCGGAUGAACUGACAAGGCAUUACCGCAAACACACGGGAGUGAAGCCAUUCAAGUGCGCGGACUGUGAUCGCAGCUUUUCUCGGUCAGAUCACUUGGCACUGCACCGCCGGAGGCAUAUGCUGGUGUGAGGAAUGCUACCUGUCCAGCUGAGCGAGAGAGCUGGAUCUCUUAGCGGCACCCAGUUCAGCAGGGCUGAAUCCCCUUCACAGUGUUAACACAAAGGGCAUCACCAUCCCACGAUGUCUGAAACCAGAGCAGGAAACAGAAGGAACACUUCUCCUUUCGGUCUGAAGGUAAACCCCAUCGCGACUCCACGAGACACGGCUUCACGCUGGCCUGGGAGAUCGGUGACACAAAUGCUGAAGAGACAGGCAUUGUUUUCCGUGCUGUGUACUCUGCCAUUUAAAGAUGUUUGUAGCUUGUACAUUUUCUGAGCUGUCAGACAUUUUGUUAUUGAUACUUUAAAGGUCAUCUACCACAAAUUGAUGGCUAGAGCAAGACCUUGUACAUGGGGAUAAUUCUCCCAUCAUCCCACCCCUUAACCCCUUUUUACAGAAAUUUCAGUUCCCAUCUGAGUAAGAUAGAAUGCACAUCCAGUCCGUUACCAGCAAGCAGCAUGAACGUAGAAAAGAAGAAGGUGUUGGAGAGGUUCCAUUACCUGAAAUAAAGGGGCACCCGGGUAGCCCUUGGCAAUAGCGAUGGCAGCAGCUAGAUAUCGCCCGCAACUUGUCAUUAUGCCAUGCCCUGAAGAAAACCAACAUUGAACCUUUCAUUUGUUUGUUGUUGAUUGUUUUUGUUUUGUUUUGAUUCUGUUUUGUUCAUCUGUUCGAGCAGAGGGGCAGCGACAUUUCGGCUGGAGUCUAGUCCCAGUGUCCGCCCUGGCACAGACUGGCACAGAGCUGUUCUGUAGUUGAAUAGGAAGAGCCUGUCUAAAAAACUACUGCCCCACUUCAAAUUGCAGUGUUCUGUCACCUAGGCAUCAUCUCUUCCUGCCCCUAGUAUUUGAUUACAAGGAAUCAGGGGGAAAAAAACUUUCUUAGACACACUGGCACCAAGGUAAGAAGAGGUGGGGCUGCCCAGGCAAAGUCAGUGAACAUGAAAAAUCAGACAAAGCAGAGAUGGAAAUAAUGCGCCUCUUGAGGAGAAAAGCAAUAAUGAAUAAAAGGACUUUCCUACAAUAACUUCACUGAGGACUCACGUUACCAAUUUUCAUACUUACUAAAGGGAUUGUAAGAAACACCCCAACAUUUUAGAUGUCUUGGUUACAUUCACAGCACUGAGGUAAUCUUUCUGCUGUUUGUUGUCCUGCUUGGUUGACUACCACAAUUAAAGAUUCUGCUCCCCUUUGCUUGUUUGAAAACGGUUAUUUGGUGACUAGAAUUGCCAGGGAGGCCGAGCAGGGAAUUAACUCUGGGGUUAAUGGGUCAGCCCUCCCUGGAAGCAAGUCAGCGCAGAGGGAGCGCUCCCCAAGGAGAGCCUGACACGGUGCUAGUUCCCUCACUUGGAGAGCGGAGCAUCAGUGACUCUCCAGGAGGUUCUCCUAUACAGAUUUCCUUUUGUAAACUGUAUCAGGACCCAGUGGUCCCGCAUCGGCCUCUGCAGGGAUGUUGAACCCACUCAUCCUAGACCUAGGGUGAGAGGAAAUUACAGUUCCAUCAACCCCCUAAAAAUAUGAGCCUUUUUGGCAGUUAGCAAAUUAUACAGUAAGCAAAGCAAUACAUCACCAACAAGCAUUCUUUCAGAAAAAUUAUCAUAUUAUUUUCCCCCACUAAAAGCUGUUUUUUUUUCAGCUUUAUGUGGCUAAGGGGCUUGGUGAGGUUUUUAGUUAUUGUUGUUGUUAAGAUUUUAUAUAGCUUAGAUAUAAAUGUUACCAGCAUAUAGAUAGACCUUUGCAAUAUACUUUAAUUACAAACACUUGAUUUUGGGAGUCGCACAAAUUAACCUCACAAUAUUACUAGCUCAUUUUUAAAUGUCUGAACAUUCUGAAAUAAUUUACAGUUGCAGAAUUAUCCUUUUUAGAAUCAUCUUCUAAUUCAGAUAAUCUUACUCUGAUGAAGCAAGAACUUUAAACCUUGAAACAAAGACAAUUUGUGUUGGAUGGUAUUAAAAGAAUUUUUUUUUUUUAUGUUCAAGCAACAGCAUAAUGAUUUUCAGGUCAAAUUUUGUCUUCAGAAAUAUGUGCUCUACAUUUUCUGCCAGGUCUGAAAAAUUCAUCAGGCAAUUUUUCUCCAAAAAGGGCUGCAAUUCGAUUGAUAAAUAGCUUCUUUAGCUACACAAUCUACUACCCACCAAGCACUGGGAUUUUUUUUACCAACUGGAAAGUUUUUUAUCCGUACUGUAUGUAACUUCUACUUCUCAUUGCCUGUGACCAUUGGGAAUGGAAAAAAGGUUUCUUGAUGCACACCAGCCUUGAUUAUUGUCAGCGGCACAGGACGGCAUGGUGAACACAGCCGCGGAGCCCUCUCUGCUAGUCCCAGAACCUGGCUGGCAGGCAGUAGGUGAAUCACUCAGGCAAAGUGUAGACUUGAUUUAAUUCUGUCUGUUCUCAUAAGAAGGGCCAAUCCUGUUCUGUGCUGAGAGAGGUCUUGCGAGUGUUACAGGUAGAGGUGGUUUAUACAAUUCAUAGGCCUGACAGGCAGUGGGAGCUUCCUGAGUGACAGCUUGAUUUAAAUUUAGCAUCAAACUAAAUAGCUGCUCCUCUCUAAUAACACAGGAAAGAUUCAGGAAAGUGAGUUUUUCUCCUCAUCCUCUGAGAGUGGAAACCAGACUGAGACAGUAAGUUGACUGACAGAGUCUGUCAGUACUACGCCAGUUCCCCCUUUGACUUGUCCACACUUCUAAGGAGGGAUCCAAGCACAAGUAGUGAAGGAGUUGCUGAUCUAGCCCCAGGACUGAAAGUUACUUGGGACUUGUCUUGGGGCAUAGCAAAUGCUCUUUGUUGAGUUUUCUACAAAUGUUUUCCCAUGGAAAGGAAAGUAGUUUGGGAGAGAAAGAAUUGGAUUCUUAAGUGGGAAUAUCUUUGGGCAUAGAAAAGCCUCCUCUAUUUCAUCUUAUGUCCAUUGUAGCCUCUUUUUAAAAAGCACAGUAGAUGAUGAACAAGAGAAAAGAAGUAGAAUCCAAAGGACUCGUCAGUUGUUCCCUAACUAGAAGCAUUCUUUGGUUUUAAAUUUGAAACUGUUCUGUCACUUUGCAGCGGGACUUAUGUGUGUGUUCAGGAACUCACACGCAGGUGGCGGUAAUGGCUUGAGAAGCUACAGUAGGCCUAUCUCUUUGCAUUGUGGAGAUUUGAGUUCAAGGGGGUUAAUAUUAUUUGAGAAGUUACAAGGUUCAGGCUUUGGGGUUUAAACAGAUUCCCUCUUCAUGUUCUGAUCUUAAGUUGUUAGGAAAAAAAUUCGCACUUUCCCAUUCUCCUCCAGCUCCCUCCUGUCAACUGUGUGCGGAUUCUGAGAAGCCUGCUUGAUAACUUGUCUUACGUUCUAUUACAAUAUUUAGACCAAAAUUCCUAAUGGCUUUACCGUAAAGAACAUACUACUGUCUGGCAUAACUUCUGCGAAACACUAUAGGACAUUUCUUCUCAAAAAAGAAAAAAAGAACAGUUGAAUUACAGUAACAUAUACCACAUUGGGGGAAAAAAAGAGCACUUUUUUUUUCUUCUGAAAGUUUAAGUGGAAAAUAGGAAGAGGAUUGUCAAGGGGAGAAAAUCUUACAAAAAGGUACAGUGUUUACAAUGCCAGUUCUAGGGUAGAAAGGCCAUUCUCAUUAUGGUUGAAAUUUUGGAUAGCUCAUACAAAGCUUGUGGUCAUUUUUACACUUUUUUUAACUUCAAAUUGCCAUUUGUGUUUUCAACAUAAGUGUAAUUC